AUGACUGUGUUCAAUGACGUCAGCGCAGGGAUCACCUACUACACAGCUAAUGAAGGAGAAACCCUCAUCGUCAAAUAUUCCUUCCGUUCAUAUGGAAGCAGGAAGUUAUGUCGGGGACCAUGUGAAGCAGGAGAAGUUCUCAUUGAAACAGAAGAAAAUGAAGCGAGGAAUGGCCGAUACAGCAUCAAAUAUGAGAAAACAGGUGAAGCUGAAGGAGAUCUGACAGUGACCUUCACACAGGUCAGCAAGUCUGACUCUGGAACGUACCAGUGUGGCCUCGGCAAUAAUUCUUCUCUGUAUCGGGAGUUUGGGAUCCUCGUCACUGAUGACUCCACAACAACAUCUCCCAGUUCCAGCUCCAGUUUCACACGUUCAUCAGCUUCACCUGAAACCACCGACCAGUCUGAGGACCAGACACCUGAGACCACAGGAGCUGAUACGUCCUUCUCGACCAAGAACUUGAUUCUGACUGUGGGACUGACGCUGGUCGUCAUGGUGAUCCUGUUAUCAGGGUCCGCACUGAUGUUCUGCAGAAACAGGACUAACAGACCCAGAGAACCUCCGGUGGAGACGGAUCCUGCUUCUGUCCCUGAGCCCGACCCCGUGUACGAGGAUUUCAGAGACGAGGGCCGACCUCCUGCUGCUGUGGAAAUCUCUCCAGAUUAUUCUUACGUCAAGUACAGCACAACACAACCAGUCACAGCCGGUGAUGACUACAACUUUGUCACUGCUGCUACUUCUCAGCACAAUGCUGACGACAGCUCAGGUUGACUCUCCUGCGAUCGGGGGGGAUUAUACCAACAGG
Molecule: messenger RNA, 805 nt
Organism: Limanda limanda (common dab)
Lineage: Eukaryota; Metazoa; Chordata; Actinopteri; Pleuronectiformes; Pleuronectidae
Exons: 7
Coding region: 1-771 (256 amino acids)
Source: RefSeq, a predicted model, not a curated record